AUGUCCCAGUUGUCUGGGCAUAGCAGACAAAACUCACAUAGUUCGACGCCCAACUCAUCGCCUCCCCACGACGGCCCCAACCCGCUGCGUGCGCCGAACCCACACCGCAACUCGACACCUAUACAGCCCUCGUCCCCGAUCCACCCCUCGUCGCCCGUAGACACGCCCGCGACAAGCAACCCCCGGGGCAGGAAUCGCAGUAACUCUGGCCGCCCCUUGUCCAUGGUACAGACCUUCCAGCCGCCCCUCAUGGACGUCGGCGACGAUACGCCCCCGGAGCUGCAGCCCAUCUUCACCUUCCUGAACAGCCAUUCCAACAAGCUAUACCAGGAGGGCUACUUCCUGAAGCUUGACGAUCAGAACACACAUGGGCGGCCCAACCCAGACCGAACAUGGACGGAAUGCUUUGCGCAGCUCGUGGGGACGGUCCUGUCGCUGUGGGACGCCGCAGAACUCGAUGCGGCCGGUGAGGAUGGCGAGGUGCUGCCAAAGUUCAUCAACCUGACAGAUGCCUCGAUAAAAAUGAUCGAAUCAUUACCCACGAGAUCCAAUGGCGAGCAACCACUGCAAAAUAUCCUAAGCAUAUCGACGGCGGGGAGGAAUCGAUACCUGCUUCAUUUCAACUCGCACCAUUCCUUACUGCAAUGGACAGCAGGCAUCCGGUUGGCCAUGUUCGAGCAUUCGACCUUGCAAGAAGCGUACACGGGCGCAUUGAUUGCCGGUAAGGGCAAGCACGUGAACAACAUCAACCUCAUUAUGGAGAGGGCAAGAUUCAAGACAGAGGCAUGGGUGCGCGUGCGGUUUGGUGCUGGAGUCCCGUGGCGACGCUGUUGGUGUGUCAUAUCACCGCCGGACGAGAAGGAGUUCCAGCGGCACAUGAAGGAGAUGAAGAAGAGGUCACCGUACGACCAUUCGAAACCACCCGUGCUCAAAGGCGACGUCAAGUUCUACGACACCAAAAAGGACGGAAAGAAACAGAAGAAAACCAAGCCGAUCGCCUCCAUAACGGACGCCUUCUCCUGUUACGCAAUCUACCCCCAGGCCAAGUCCCUAAUCGACGCCUCGACCCUGAUCAAGAUCGAGUGCAACAUCACCAUUCACUCCGAUCCGCCCUCGUCGACCGAAGGUUUCGUCUUCAUCAUGCCUGAAGUGCCCCCAGCCGUCAAUGGGUUCGAGAUGCUGCUCAGAUUCAUGUUCCCGACUUGGGAUACUUUUGGCUUGUACGGCCGCCCUGGGCGUCUGGUGGCGAGUGUCCUGGACUCGAGAUCGCUCAUGUUCGCCAUGCCGAAACACAGAAGAUACGGCUACUUGGAGAUACUCGACGUGACGAAUCUGAUUCUCACCGAAGGCAGUGGCUCAUGGUCGGAGCGGGAAUGGAAGAAGAAGCUGAAAGAGCUGACGGGUCAGAGGAUGAACGCCGUGGAUGACACGCCAGCGGCGGCCCGCAGUGACAGCCGCAGGAGCAAGCGCCUCAGUAUCGGCCCUUCUAUGCCAGGUGCUGCGAGGUCUAGAGGCGUGGGUUUUGCGGACGAUGGGCCUUCUGUGCGAACUUCUCGCUCUUUCUCUGCCUCGACCCCUGGCCAGCGCAAUGACUCAGCUCCGCCCGGCGACAGGGCUCGUGCACCCAACUCCAUGGCUGGAGUGACUGGCCAUCAGCGCAACAGCUCAGACACCCAAAUACGGGGCCCAACCAGUCUGGAAGGCUUCGCGCCACAUCUCCAUGACGAACGGCAAGGCCCAACGCCGCCGCGUGGCCACACGCCCGUACGCUUCGCAAAUGACCUUGCUUCGACACCAGAACGUGUCAGUUCGGAGGAUGACCAGCCAGAGAUGGCCCCGCCAGUGCGAGAUCUGGAGGGGCUACACAACAUGAGCACUCCGGAACCUGUUCAGGCACCACCAUCCUUUCAACAUGCGGCUACAGCUCGUCCACAGAGGGCAUAUCAUUCCCCAGAGCUCCGGAGAGCCACGAGCCGUUUGUCGAGCGCGACCCUGCAGCAGUUGGGCGUUGCGCUCCAGACUGGCACAGAUCCUGCACUGAUGGAAGGCGGCGGAGAGAGGUACAGUGAUGAGCAGAGCGCGUCAUCCACGUCUGGGCAAGCAGACCCUCGGGGCUUAGCGGUACAUACCAACGCUUAUGCUAACUCGCACCGGGUGCUCAUGGGGAUGGACAGAGACGGCCGUCUCCCGGACCAGGCCCAGGGCAAGGGCCGGGGCCCGGACCAGGUCACUACCCGCCGAAUCAAGGUGGCAGGGGCCAAUAUCCUCCUGGCCCAGGGCCACCAGGGUCACGCGGGCCUCCGCCUCCGCCUCAUGGUGGCCGAGGCCGUGGAAUGCCACCACCUGGUCGGAUCUCCGCCCAUCCACCGGAAGCCUCUGCCCGCACGGACGGAUAGUCUUCAGUCCAAGGCAGCAUCUUCACGCCAAGGCUCCUCGCGAAGCAACACGGGCGACGUGACGCCUGUUUCCCCGUCGACUAACAGCAGUCUGCGCAACCACAUCCUAGACGAAGCUGCGUUCCAACUGGUCAACUCCCCCGAGGCGCACCCCCGUGAUCAUGACCAGCAGGAUGUCAUGCGGCAAAGGCAGCGUCAGGGAACCAUGAGGAGCGAGGCUAGUAGCAACUACGAUGACACCGCAUCGACGGAUAGCCCUGACUAUGCUAGCACCCGGAAGUCGACUGAGACGCAAGAAUCCAGGGAGAGAUCCCGUGCCGGUGUGUUGAAAACGGUUGGAGACACAGCAGCGUCGGACUCCGGUUCUGGCAGAUCACGGGUCGACAUGCCGGACAUCAACUUUGGCCCUACGCUCAAUCUUGCCCAUGGCGCCGAGCGGACUGUUCCCGGUGGGCCUUGGGUCCCACCCAACCCGCCCGCAGCCCAGCCUCCGAGGUCAUUUUCUCCUGGACCGAGGAAGACACCCAUUCCCACGACACCUAGUGCCAACAUCACCCCUUUCACAGCUGAGAUCAGCCACGCACGUAACGAGUCCGAGGAUACGCUCAAGCGUCGAAGCAUUGCCUGGCAGCCUGGUGUAGCUGUAGGCGGGGGAAGCGGCAGGGACGGAGCUCUCUCUCCUGAGGAGUUUGUAGCGCAACGAGCGGCAGCGGCGACAACCCCACAGUACGCUCACCAGCGCACUCCCUCGGGCAACGCGUUGGCAAACAUGGCGCCUUCUCCGCCAAUGAGGCGCAGCGCAAGUCAGGAUCAUCUCAGCAAACGGCACUCGAGGUCAGGCAGCGCGGAUCUGCUACAGCGCCCUUCCUCCCGAGGGUCAGGUAAUAUCCUGGGGAUGAGCGGCAGCGGAGGAGCCAGCACGACUCUGUCAGCACGCGAGCAAGAGCAUCUAGCCCGGACUACGGGAACGCCAUUGAUCAGCAUGGCUACCAACAGCAGCCCGGCACAGGCCCAGGGGCCAGGUCUCGUGGGAGCAAUUGAUGCGCGUGAGAGAGAAAAGGCUCAGAUGAAGCAGGGCUAUCAAUCUCAGACCGUCCAGAACGCCAUCCACCAGCGCCAGCAGCAGCAACACGCGCAGCAGCAACAGCAGCAGUACGCUCAGCAGCAGCAAUACUCGCAACAGCAGCAGCAAUAUGCCCAGCAGCAGAUGUACGGAGCGGCGUCAAACAUGAGCAUGGGCAACGUGAGCAACAUGGGCAUGAGCCCGAUGAAUGCUCAAGCCCCGUCAAUGUAUGGUGGCGGCAUGGGAAUGCAGAGUAACAUGGGUUACAACGCGGGUGUGGGUCGUGGAGGAUACCCUGGACAGCAACCCGGCCCGCCACGGUCAGCCACUCUGUCUCCUCCCCCUGUUGGGAUAGGCAUGCCUGUGAGCCCCAUCAGCCCACGCUCAAUGAGCCCAGGGCCCCGCUACGCCAUGAGCCCUCCACCUCUGCAGCCAGGUGGUCCUCAGUACGGCCACCCUCAGGGUGGGUACGGGAAUCCUGAAUGGGCUCUCCAGGCCCUGGUCAAGGUCCGAUGA
Diaporthe citri is the source of this 3975-nucleotide messenger RNA. RefSeq lists its product as uncharacterized. The transcript has 6 exons. Bases 1 to 3975 code for a protein of 1324 amino acids. Lineage: Eukaryota; Fungi; Ascomycota; Sordariomycetes; Diaporthales; Diaporthaceae. The record is from RefSeq and is a predicted model, not a curated record.